Messenger RNA from Leptomonas pyrrhocoris, 914 nucleotides. Its product is annotated as putative 14-3-3 protein. Gene Ontology annotation, biological process: signal transduction. Gene Ontology annotation, cellular component: cytoplasm. Lineage: Eukaryota; Euglenozoa; Kinetoplastea; Trypanosomatida; Trypanosomatidae. The transcript has a single exon. The record is from RefSeq and is a predicted model, not a curated record. The coding region runs from base 153 to 914 and encodes 253 amino acids.
AGAAUCCAUUUUGUUUACGCAUACGUUAGAGUUAUCCUCUUAGCAUCCAAUACACACAUAUAUAUCUAUACAGUAAGAAAAAAACCGAACUCGGUUCUUCUGCCUCUUUCCUACUCUUCUCUCUUCACCCCUCUUCUAUUCCUCUCAGCACCAUGAGCAACGCCUUCAAGGUUCCGGAGAAGCGUGAGGAGCUCGUCUACACGGCCAAGAUUGCCGAGCAGUGCGAGCGCCACGACGAAAUUCUCUUCUGCAUGAAGCGUGUGGUGAAGAUGAAUCCUAAGCUGUCGAGCGAGGAGCGCAACUUGCUCUCCGCCGCCUACAAGUACAUCAUCAGCGCCCGCCGUGCGUGCUGGCGCAGCAUGAGCUCCAUGGCGCACAAGGAGGACAGCCACAAGGGCAAGACGGCCAGCCUCUUCAACGCCUUCCAGCAGCAGGUGGAGAAGGAGCUGGCGGAGAUCUGCUCUGACAUACUCGAGCUGCUCGACAAGUACCUCAUCCCGGCCGCGGACAACGACGAGAGCAAGGUAUACUACUACAAGCUGAAGGGCGACUACCACCGCUACUUCGCCGAGGUCGAGACCGGGUCGGAGACGCAGAAGAAUCUGGCGCUGGAGGCGUACAAGAAGGCCUCGGAGUUCACCGCAUCGCUGAAGCCGACCUCGCCGAUUCGUCUCGGCCUGGCGCUGAACUUCUCCGUCUUUUACUACGAGAUCCUGCGCAGCCCGGACAAGGGUUGCCAGCUGGCCCGCCAGGCCUUCGAGGAGGCCCUCAGCGACCCGGAGGUGUUGGACGAGGAGCAGCACAAGGAGUCCGCCCUCAUUAUGCAACUUCUCCGCGACAACCUCGCGCUGUGGACGGAAGACUCUCGCCCGGAAGGCCAGGACGAUGGCACCGCCAUGGAGGAGCUCGAGUAA